This is a messenger RNA of Erythranthe guttata (spotted monkey flower), 1735 nucleotides long. RefSeq names its product Histidyl-tRNA synthetase 1 (gene HRS1). Gene Ontology annotation, biological process: histidyl-tRNA aminoacylation. Gene Ontology annotation, cellular component: cytoplasm. The record is from RefSeq and is a predicted model, not a curated record. Lineage: Eukaryota; Viridiplantae; Streptophyta; Magnoliopsida; Lamiales; Phrymaceae. Gene Ontology annotation, molecular function: ATP binding; histidine-tRNA ligase activity.
UUUAGCUUCUGUUCAUUUGAGCAAGAGGACUAAAGCAAACAUGCGUGCAAUUACGAACCCUUCCUCCCUUAUCCACCACCACCCCGCCGUCGCGUCGGCGGUCCUCCGCUCCCUCCGCCACCGUUUCGCCACCUUCUCUCCGACUCUCGUCAAAGUCAAAGCUCAGUCCAAUUACACCUCCUGUGCUGAACUCGAUAACGCCCGAACGGGUCGAUCCGGUUCGCUCGCUGCCCCUCCGGUCCAAUUCGACGCUACGCAGAAAAUCGAUGUCAAUCCUCCCAAAGGAACCCGAGAUUUCCCUCCCGAAGAAAUGCGCCUCCGCAGUUGGCUAUUCCACAAUUUCAGGGAGGUUUCACACUCGUUUGGCUUUGAAGAGGUUGAUUUUCCGGUACUGGAGUCAGAGGCACUGUUUAUUAGGAAAGCUGGGGAGGAAAUUAGGGAUCAGCUUUACUGUUUUGAGGAUCGUGGAAACCGUAGAGUUGCAUUAAGGCCGGAACUUACCCCUUCCCUGGCAAGGCUAGUGAUACAGAAAGGAAAAUCUGCAUCUCUUCCACUGAAAUGGUUUGCUAUUGGACAGUGCUGGAGGUAUGAACGGAUGACUAGGGGACGACGGCGCGAACAUUACCAAUGGAACAUGGAUAUUAUUGGUGUACCUGGUGUUACAGCUGAAGCAGAGCUGAUUUCUUCUAUCAUUACCUUUUUCAAGCGCAUUGGAAUUACAGCAUCUGACGUUGGGUUUAAAGUGUCUAGUCGGAAGGUUUUGCAAGAAGUACUGAGACGAUAUUCCGUACCAGAAAAUUUAUUCGGCAGGGUUUGUGUUAUAAUAGACAAGUUGGAAAAGAUUCCCAUAGAUGAUAUCAAGAAAGAGUUGAUGUCCGCUGAAUUGUCAGAAGAGGCGGUUGAAGAACUAUUGCAAAUUCUUUCAAUGAAAUCAUUGACAGAGUUGGAAGAGAAACUUGGAGAUUCAGUAGAAGCACUUGAAGACUUGAAGAAACUAUUCUCACUUGCUGAAAAGUACGGUUACUCUGAGUGGAUCCAGUUUGAUGCAUCCAUUGUACGUGGCUUAGCCUAUUACACUGGAAUUGUUUUUGAGGGAUUUGAUCGAGAAGGGAAACUGAGAGCUAUUUGUGGCGGUGGAAGAUAUGACAGAUUACUCUCUACUUUCGGAGGUGAUGAUAUCCCAGCUUGUGGCUUUGGAUUUGGUGACGCUGUUAUUAUAGAACUGCUAAAGGAGAGAGGACUUCUACCGGAACUUAGCCCUCAAAUAGAAAACAUCGUCUGCUCAUUGGAUCAGGACCUGCAAGGUGUAGCAUCUUUAGUUGCUUCAAGGCUUAGAGAAAAGGGUCAAAGUGUUGACUUGGUUCUUGAAAAUAAACCACUUAAAUGGGUGUUUAAAAGGGCAGCACGAAUAAACGCGCAGAAACUGGUAAUAGUGGGAAGCGCAGAGUGGCAAAAAGGUAUGGUUCGUGUCAAAAUUCUUUCGUCUGGUGAACAAUAUGAGAUUAAAGUUGAUGAACUUGAAUAAUAGUUUCGUAUGAUUUACUCGAUAUAUGACAUACCUUAAUUUAUGACCUCCCAAUUUUAUUCUAUUUACGUUUUUUUUUGUAGUAUUCGUGUAGAAGUAUUAUUUGUUUUCUAGCUGUAUAUUUAGCCAUGGCAGUUUAUAGACGGGGUUUACUAAAUUCGAUUUAGCAUGGAAUAAACCGUUUAUUUUCGUUACGAUUAAUUUAAAUUC